Dimorphilus gyrociliatus is the source of this 6177-nucleotide messenger RNA. The record is from the annotation of a GenBank genome assembly. NCBI's taxonomy places the organism in Eukaryota, Metazoa, Annelida, Polychaeta, Dinophilidae.
CACAUUUUAUCGAACCAACCACGAAUAUGACCGGUUACAUUCACCGGUUACAUGCUCUUUAUAACAAGGUUCAACUGUCGACGUCACUGAUUGGUCAAAUUAUUUUUAAAAUGGCGGUGUUUCAAUUUGUGUGACUGUUUUUAUGGAGUUUUAUUCGUAAUUUAGCCAUAGAGUGAAAUGUCGCAAGAAAACCUCGAUUGGAGAACUUCAGGUUUACCUAAAAACUGUCUUAUCGUUAAACCGAAUGGAGAGGCAAAUUUUAGUCAAUUCAUAAAUGAAAGCGAGUAUAAUGUUUCCGCGAUCUCUUUCAAUCAAACGGAGGAUCUGUCCCGUUCCACCAAAAGAAAUUUGCGUUCAGAGCAACGAAGGAGAAUAUCAUCUAUUAAAUUUGGUACCUCAACAAUCGAUAAUACUAUUAGUCCAGUAGUGGAAUUUAGUGAAAGUCGCACUUUUUUAAAACAAGCUUCUACUUCAUAUGAUAAGAAACUAUGUAGCCCUCUUUGUCAACCUAUUGUUAAAGUGGCACGUAUGUCAGAGGCUAAAAUUAGAAGAAUGACGCAGUCACCCCAUCCAGCUAUUUCACCUAAAAAUGAAGAUGAUCUUAAUAAUUCGAUGCUUAACGAUACAGUUCCAAAAAUUAAUUUUUGUGUUCAAACAUCUUACGAAGAUAAAAAUGGAGGCUCCCCUCACAACAACAGUAAAACAUUCCACAACGAGAGAGUAGAGAGUCCACUCCCUAAUACUCCAAAAUUAGUUUUGUUUAAUAAAAAAUCAUCUCAAACUUGCAAAAAUGAGCUUACAAGUAAACUUGAUAGCCAAAAGGAUAACCAGACUAAUAAAGAGAAUCAUUCUUUCAAGCGAGAAGAAACGAAUGUUGACAUUGCAAAUGAUUCAACAUCCCACGAAGAUACAUGUCCUUCCCGGCUAAAAGACUUAACGGAAAGGGACUUUUCUUCAAUUGACGGCACACCAAGUAAUUUCUCUAUUGGGGAAAAAUCAGGAACAUCAGACAAGCCCACCAAAAAGGAAGCCGUCACUUGUAGACGCUGCAAGAAAAUUAUUCUUAGCAAAAAAGUUGAAAAAAUCCAAACUGAAAAGAAAAGUGCUGCCUCAGUGAAAAAGAAACCAUCACAUACUAAUCUUGAAGAAGAUGGAAGUCAAGAGUCGACUAUUGAUAUGCAAACCGAUAACUUAUUUUCUGAAAAACAACCCGUUCGAAAACUUCAGUUAGUCAAUGAAGAUGAUAGUGUAAUUCCUGAAACAAGGUCGAAGAAAAGGGUUUCAUCCGAGAAAAAGAUAAAACGAGUUUAUCGUAAGAAAAAACGAUCUGGAUCUAAAUCUUCAAAUGCUGAUUUGACGCUUGAAAUUAAUUCAAUUCUUGAAGAAUCACUCAUUGUUCCAAGAAAUCAUAGUCUCAUGAGCAAUUUUCAUGAUGAAGAUAUACAUCCUACUGCUAAGGAUGUUGAUUCCGGUGACAAAAGGGUAGCAAGGGAAAACCAAGACGAACAAAUCAAUGACGGACCAUCCUUAAAUAAAGAACCGUUCGAUGAUGAAACAAAAUACAAAACGGAAAAAACAUCUAGAAGAAUUAGAGAAAAGACAAUAAAUGACGAAUUAGAUGUCCAUAGCGAAAAAGCUUCCAAAAAAGAACGUUUGCUGAAUGAAAAGACAGCGGGAAAUAGAAAAGAGUCGAAAGGCGAAGAAGAACUUAUAAACAGGGAAGCUUGUUCGAAUGAUUGGGCAGACGAAAGACAUUCACCUGAAAAUGAAGAAGUUCCGGCAAAUAAUGACGAGGAAACAUCUGUUGUUGGAGAUAGAGAAAGUUUGUUAAAUGAAGUAGAAAAUUCGAAAUUAAUAAAUACAAGUGUCGGUAGUAGUGAGAAAUUAAAGAAUGAUACAGAAGACAAUGGAUCAGUGAAUAAAGAGGAGGAGGAAGUAAUAGCGAAUGAAGAAGUUGAAGUAUCGGCAAAUGAAGAAAAAGGUGAAAAAUCAAUAACAGAGGAUGAAGAAAGAUCUGAAGUUAAGGAGGAUAAUAUGGCAGAAGUCGAGGAAAAUAGUACUUUUGUAGAUAAUUCUAAAUUGAGGAACGAAGCUCAUUCUGGGAAGGAGUUUGAAAGCAGGGAAAAUACAAUUUUCAAAGAAACUGAUGCCGAUGGAGAAGUAUUGAAAAAUCAAGAACACGAACUGUUAGAAACAAUAUCUGACACGCAAAAUUCAAACGAAUCCUUGAAAUUAUCUAAAACGCCUGAAAAAGAUGAGUGUUUAGAUAACUCUUCAAAUCUAACUAUGGUCAUCACAAGGCGUCAGCGUCACAUGCAAAAUGAAAGUAAAGAAAAACUCCAUGAGAUUCCAAGUUCAACAGGAAAAAAGAAUAAAAAAGGUAAAAAGUCGAAAACAAUUUCUCAAGGAGCCUCUGUAUCGAAACCAAAGAAAGCUGUUCGUAUACCAGAACAAAUUGAAGAAGAAAAUGAUGAUAAUAAAAGUGUCGAUUACGAAAAUAGUCAGGUGACCAAAUCAACGCCAGCGAGAUCAAUUCAAAAUUUAAAAAAAUUUAAACCUACUGAAGGAAAGGUAGAUAUUAUCGAAGCUAAGCAAUCGUCAUUAAUUGGGGGUGAUUCUGAAUUGGAUAAUAAUUCUAACAACGAGGCCGUUCCGGAAGCUGAUAUGACUCUUACUGAAGAGAAUACAAUAACAGAUAAUAAUGUAACGUCAAGGCAAUCAGAGUCUGUUCAUCCUAUUUUAGAUAUUCGGAAAUCUCUAAGGAGUAGCAGUAAGAAAAAUUCUUUUGCGGUACCUGAGCAGCCUCCUAUCAGAAGUGUAAGGAAAAGUAAAAGAACUAAUUCUCACGCAAAUGAUGAACAGACUAUGACUUCUAUAACUAGUAGCUCUAAACUCUCCGACUUGUCUAAAAUGUCAACAAAGCCAGCAAAGAAGGCGAAAAGUAAAAGUACACAAAAAAAGAUAAACUCAUUGUCAAAAAAAUCCAAGGGAAACUAUCGAUCUAAAUUAUCAUCAAUAUCAAAUUUUGAUGACUCGGAUGAGCUUUCAAGUACGAAACGCUCCUGUAGUCGACGUAUUUCAAAGAAUGUUUCUACUCUCCUGGUUGAUUCUCCUGAUAGAAGAGACGAUACAUUUACUAGAAUCUCUAGAUCUACCCGAUUUAGUCACUUAUCAAGUGUUAAUUCAACCCGAAAAUCUUUCUCCACUAUGUUGGAUGAUGAUACUAUAAAAAAUAGAGAAAGUUCUCAGUUUUCAACAAAAUGGAGAGUUAGCAAAGUUGAUGCAAUUCGACAAUCAAUUCCCGAUGAAGGAAAGAAAAACUCUACUUUAAAUAGUACUCAAAAGAGUUCAAAGUUAAUAGUAAUCGAACCUACGCCAGAUAAUACUAAAGAAAGUAUUUCGUCUACGGAUAUUGAUAAUACAACAAACCCAAGAAUUUCCUUUUCAACACAGAGCUUAUACAAUAUACGUGAGGAAGAAAGCAACAAUGAGGUCACCUCUUCGUCAACUGUUUUGGAAGCUGAAACGAUUAUUCAACCGAAUACAGCAAAUAGAACAAACGUUUCAUUUACACCAGUAAAUUUUUUGUCAUCAACACCAAUGGUGAAUGAAAAUGAAAUUCCAUUGGAAACUCCACCGUCUAGAAAAAAACCAGAAGAGAAAACAAACUCGGCCGAUCUAACAAAUUAUAAAUUCCAAAAAAAGAAACGACGUGAAACAAUAUUUGUGCCAAAAAUAACCGAUUCGUCGAAAGGUUUAAGACGAUCAAAGAGGAAACGUGUUAGACCUCUUUUACACGAAUGCGGUGAACGUAUUAAAUAUACUUACAAUCCAACAGCUGGUUCUUAUGAAAUUGAUCAAGUUAUCAAGCCAAACAAAGAUAAAAAGAAGGGUUUAAGAAAUUCAAUGGCAAGUAAUAAAAGAAGGAUUGUUGCAUUGGAAAAAUUGGAAAAAAAGAGAGAUGUAGAAAAUACAAAAAUACGUUUUGCUAAUAAAACAUUACCAGCCCAAUUAGUAACAAGAGACAGUUUACCUGGUAAUAACUCUUUUGAAGUAUCGAUAAGAGGUGAACGAAAAGUCAAACAUUUAAUCGAAAGAUUUAAUAGACAUGUCGAUUUUGACGAUGGUCCAAUGAUUGUUAAACCAACAAAGUCAUCUGCCAUAAAUUAUAUACAUAUUAGAGGCGGUGCUACUCAUUUAUUACCCGCAAGCAAAACUGAAACUACAUUAAUACUACUGUAUGGAAAAAUACAGUUCUUUCUCGAAGAUAACGAAGGUUACUUAGACGCCGGAGAUUCUUUAGAAAUUCCUUAUGAUGUAAAUGUUACAAUAGAAAAUCUUCGUCGUGAUCCGGCAACAUUUCUCAUUCACGAAAUUUAAAGAGAGAGAGAGAGAGAGAGAGAGAGAAAUAGAACAAAAAAAAGACAAAAUAUAACAAUUGAACUUUCAAACAUAUACGCUUUCAUAUCUUUUCUUUUUCAAUAAUAUAAAUUAUUAAGGCAUUACUUCAUAAAAAAUUACCUGUUUUUAGAAAGAGUAUAAUUUUUAAUGAUGUCUAUGAUUUGAUGAAAAAGUUGCUGGACUACUAAUUCUUCGAAGUGGUUCAGCAGCAAGAGGUGAUAGCAUUGUCUUUGUUGUUUUUGGUCUUGUUACUUUGUCACCGAGACCCCAACUGUUUCGCCUCGCUUUCAAAUCGCUCGCCGGUAAUUGAAGAAGGCUUCCUGGAUAUUUUCUUGUUACUCUUGGUGACAAGUUUCCUUGCAUCAAGUUUCUUGAAUAGAGUAAUGAUGGAGGUGAACUUUUUUUUAAAACCUUUUUCUUUACUCUUGGUGAAGAUUCUGUCGAAGCGCUUUUCUCUUCUUUCGGUGGAAGGAACUCCCUUAAAACAGUUUCGAAUUCUAUAGACCCUCGUAUUCUUGGUGAUUGCGGAUCUUCGAACAAGUUUGGCAUUGAAGAUGUUCUAUCAUCAAUACUGACAUGUUUAAGACUCGAGACGAUAUCGGGAGUUUGAAGUGAACUAGAAGAUCUUCGAAAAUUUUUAUCAAAUUGAGAAGUAGAUAAAGAGUAUUUUCCACUAUUUUUUUGAGGAUGUAUUGCUGUCAUACUUCUUUUCAAUCCCAUAGGAAUCGAGUCCAAAUGAUGAAUUCUUAUAAUUGGAUGUUCACUAGAACGUCUCCUGUUGUUAACUGUUUCAAUUUUAUCUAAUUUCUGCAUUAUGUCUUAACUGAUAAUUAAUUAUUGCGUUGGCGAAAUUAUCAGUUAAAAACUUGUUGAUCCAAAGUUUUUUUCAAAUGGGCGGGUCAGGACGAGCUACUAGCGUUAAAUGGACUUUUAUAACUUGCACUAUUUGUAUUAGAUAAAUAGGGUUUAUUCAUAUAUAGCUAUUAAUCGCGCCCCCAGAUAUUUAGGUAGCUUAUACCAAAAAGUUCUAGGAUACUAGAUGGCGUAAAAGUAGUCAACGUUAAUCUUAUCACUUGUCUACUGUAUAUCGUAUAAAUGAACACAUUGAUUACGAAACACACAACUGUACGAUAUAUAUAUAUAUAUAAUAUAUAUAUAUAGCGCCUCGUGUCAUUGGUGAUUUGUUAUUCCACACUUAAAAUGUCAUACAAAAUACAUUAUCAUCAAUUUUUAAGUUAGAAAGAUAAAGGGAAAGUUAUUCCCUACUCUAAAGAAGUAUCAGUCAUUCCAUAUCUCUUCCCCUAGCCGACAAACUUGUUAAGUACACACAAAAGAAAACAGAGGAAUAAAAGAAAGAUUUUUAUCUAUCACAGUUUUUCCUUUCAUUUAUUAUCUUCUCUUUUCCUCUUCUUCGUUAAUACUUACAAAAUAAUCUAUAAAACCAAGAAAAUAUUAAGGCACAGCACAACGUAAAAUACAUGAAAAGAGAAAACGUUAUCAUGACAAAAUUAUCCUAAGAAAUAGCAGUAGUUGUAGAAAAAGUAAGGAGGUAGGUUAUUUCUUUACAUAACAGUUUUAUCCUAAAAGCAGACGGUUGACGUGACAACUUUAAAGAUAAAAAAACUCAUUGAAUUAUCCUUCAAAUAAUAAAAAAAAAACAUAAAAUAAAAAACGCCAACAACGGCAAAUCACCAAGAUAAACGCCUUCGUACGCAGUACGUUAUGCUUAAAACGAACAUAAAUCUAUAUAUAUAUAUAUAUAUAUAUAUAUAUAUA